Molecule: messenger RNA, 3942 nt
Organism: Chrysoperla carnea
Lineage: Eukaryota; Metazoa; Arthropoda; Insecta; Neuroptera; Chrysopidae
Product: Werner syndrome ATP-dependent helicase-like
Exons: 11
Coding region: 122-3292 (1056 amino acids)
Biological process (GO): DNA replication; double-strand break repair via homologous recombination; telomere maintenance
Cellular component (GO): nucleus; cytoplasm; nucleoplasm
Molecular function (GO): ATP binding; four-way junction helicase activity; nucleic acid binding
Source: RefSeq, a predicted model, not a curated record
CAUCCUCCUCACCUUCGAUUUGAUUUUACCACAUUUAAUCACAUGACCUGCUUUCAAAAGUCUUUCAUAUUCAGGAAAAUUACGCUUACUCUUGAAAAAGUGGACAAAGGUUAUCAUUAUCAUGAAUUCAGAUAGUGAUGAAGAUUUUGGAAAUUAUAGCGAAGAAGAGAUACUCAACAAUAGUUUUUCAUCUCAAGAUGAAACAGGAUCUCAGGAUGAUUCGUUCUAUGAACCACCUGAAAAGUAUUUAAAAGUGUUAAGCAAAUGUUUUGGCCACCAGAAAUUUCGACCCAUGCAAUGGAAUAUUAUAAAUACGGCAUUAAAUAAUAAACGUGAUCAGUGUAUUAUUAUGGCAACUGGAUCCGGAAAAUCAUUGUGUUUCCAAUAUCCGUCAGUUUACAGUGGUGGUUGUACCCUUGUUAUAUCACCAUUAAUUUCUUUGAUGGAAGAUCAAGUCCUUUCUUUACAAGUAGCUGGAAUACCAUCGUGUUUUUUGGGAACCGCUCAAAAAAAUUCGUCAUUAGUAAUUGAUGAAAUUUUACAAAAUAAGUACCGCUUAAUAUAUUUAACGCCUGAAUAUUGUACAGGCGAAGGUGGUGAAUAUCUGUUUAAUAAAAUGAAAAAUGUUAUUAAAUUUACACUGAUUGCAAUUGAUGAAGCACAUUGUAUAUCCAAAUGGGGUCAUGAUUUUCGAUCAUCUUACAGAAGUUUAGGGAAAUUACGAUCAUUAUUACCCGAUGUUCCAAUGAUGGCGGUUACAGCUACAGCUACAGAACAAGUGCAAAAAGAUAUAUGCCACGCAUUGAAAAUGAGAAAUCCAAAAUUACGUUGUACUGGUUUCGACCGACCAAAUUUAUAUUUUGAAAUACUAUCAAAAAGUCAUAGAGACGUAGCAGAACUUUUACGACCGUACUUAGAAGAAUGUGGCAAUGGUUCAACGAUUAUUUAUACAUUAACCAAAAAAGAGGCUGAAAGUGUAUCAUUAACUCUAAAUAAUAAUGGAAUACGUUGUGAAACAUACCAUGCUGGUAUACCAAUGAAAAAACGAAAGGAAGUCCAUGAACAAUUUUCAAAGGAUGAAAUCAAAAUAAUUGUUGCAACUAUUGCAUUUGGAAUGGGAAUUGACAAACCUGAUGUACGCCUGGUUGUGCAUUAUGGUGCAUCAAAAGAUAUCGAAAGCUACUAUCAAGAGGUUGGCCGAGCUGGGCGUGAUGGAUUACCGUCGAAAUGUGUUACAUUUUUUUCAAAACAAGAUUUUGUUAUACAUGAUUUUUUGAGGAAAUCUUCAUCCGCUGGUAAUCAUCUAGAGGAACUUGGUCAAAAAAUGAAAAUGUUUUUAUACAGUACUGAGUGCCGUCGAAAAUUUAUUUUAUCAUAUUUCACUGGUAAACCAGUGAAAGAAAUUGAUAUUAAAAAUGAUUUUUGCUGUGAUAAUUGUACUAAUAAAAAAUCUCAACGAUCCACAAACAAUUCAUAUCAAGAUCUGGACGAUGAUGGUUUGUACGAUUUUACAAAAUAUUGUAAAUCACUCUUAGAAGUAAUCGAACUGCUUAAAGGAAAAUAUGGUUUGGGAAUGUACAUUAAAUUCUUAAGAGGUUUGAAAUUAAAUCUAUCGAAUGAUAAAUUACUGAAAGACAGUUUGUAUGGAUCUGGUGCUCAACACAAUGAAGAUUGGUGGAAAAUUAUAGGGCGAUUAUGCGAAGAAAAAAGCUUUUUAAAGAAAACUAAAUAUAUGCGCGCGUACACAAUUGAAUUAAGCAAAACUGGCAAAAAAUAUUUAGAUAAUGUUCAAAAAUCAAAAGAUUUAAACGUUAUGAAAUUACAACCACCUAGUGACGUAAUACCAUUUUUAAAACGUAAAUCCACAUUUGUUGACAUCAAAAUUAGUGUGGAUGAUAGUGAUGAUGAUAUUAUAGAUAUGCCUGUCAUCUUUAAUAAGAAACCAGAAAGUACACAAAUUAAUGCAAAAAUUAUUGCACCAACAUGUAGUAAAGUUCCUCAAUCAACAUCGAUGCAGUCCACAACGAUAUCGAAUGCACCGAUAGCAUUUACGCAGGGAGUAUUGAAGCUUUACGAUGAAAACAGUACGGUAGCAGAAAUCGAAUACAAUACUAAAUUAUUUAAUGAAUUAAAAGAAUUUCGAAAUCAAAUUGCAUACGAAGCAGAUUGUCGACCUUAUAUGGUUGCUUCAGAUACUGCAUUAAUGGAAAUGGUUCAAUUAUUACCAAUAACUUUAAUGGCAUUUAAAAAGGCUAAUUUUAAUAAUUUUAACGAAACAAAAAUUGAAAAAUUUGGUCAGAAAUUUGUUAAUUUUAUACAAACAUUUUUACAAAAGAAUGGUACCAUUCAAGGACCGGUCACUAGCAGUCAAAAUAUUAUAAAAGAUGAGAAGUGUAUACCAUUACGAGCAUUAUUUGCAAAAUAUCCAAAUGAAAAAAUGAAAGAUUUAAAUGCUAGUAUGGUUCAAACUUACAAAAUGUUUUCAAGUGGAAAAAAAUUAACCCAAAUUGCAGCUGAAAGAUCUCUCGCUGUAAGUACAUUGGGCUUCCAUUUGACAUCUGCAUUAAUGAAUGGCUAUCCCAUAAAGUUAAGCGAUUUGGACCUUACAUUUGAAGUAGGUCAAAGUAUUGUGGAACUAGUCGUUGGGCAAGGUUCACCUAUAACCGAAAUAAGACUGACUUCAUUAAAAGAGUUUUUACCAGACGUGGAUUAUAAUGAUCUUCGUUAUGUUUUAAAAUAUCUAGAAAUUCGUGAAUAUGCUGAUAGUUUAAAUCAACCCUAUUCUGAUCACGAUCCUGAACUCUACAGCUAUUACAAACAAUUGAAAACUCAGAGUGCACAUACCGAAGUUACGAAUUGUAAUAAAACAAAUAAUUCUCAAAAUUAUAAUGAAUCAUUAUCUAAAACACAAUCCUUAGAAACAUCAAAUUCUACGAAUUCAAUCGCAGAAAAAUGUUCUGGAGAAUCAACAACAAAAACUGAUACAGAAGGUUUAUCGAAACAAGAUUUAGAAUUGAUUAAAGUAUUAGAAAGUUUAGCAAAUGAAGAUAAUGAAGGGAAUUUAAGUGAUACGGAUUUAUUAGAAAGUUUACCAACCACAUCAUCUACAGAUAAGCAAUCUUCAUCGAUCAAUAAAGAGGCAUUAUCUCCAAAUAAUAAAAGUGAUGAUGAAGAUGAACUUCUUAAAGCUCCCAUACCACCUUUAUUAUCCGCCCAAAGUAAAAGAAAAAGUGAUGAUGACGAUGAAUCUCUGUUAAGUUUUGUUUCUCGAAAACCACGUCGAAAGUACUAAAUAUUUUAACUAAUUUGAUAUUUGUUUAAUUCUUGUGCCAUUAUAUAGAAAAUCAAUAGGCCUUUAAAUUUGAAUAUACUAUUUAUUACUAUUUAUUUAUUUUGUAAUUGUUAGGCGGGAUGGAUCAAGAAUUGUCCCUGAAAUCAAUAGCGUUCCUAAAAUUAAAAGUUGUAAAAUAAUAAGAAUUACUAAAUGGGAUUUAACUUCAAAUUUGGCUUUUCUUUGAUAUACCCAAAGCCUUAGUUUGUAAUAAUAUAAAAUUACACUACAGAAUUUUGUUAAGUAGUGUUCUAAAAUUAUUUAAGAAUUUUGAGAAACACAAAAUUUUAGGUAAACAUUCAAAAUGCGUAAUUCACGGAUAAAAGUUACAAAAGAAAAACUUGUGGGGACAGUAUAUGGUAUUUUCCAAAAAAUAGGUUAUAAUUAAUUUUUUUAUUACUUUACCAUAUACAUAAUACAUAGUGCAAUUCAAAUUUUCGAAUUUUUUGUCUGCCUUACAUGCUAAAAAAAAUUGAAAAUACAAUCCAUAAAAACUAGGCAGGCCAAUAAUUAUUAAGGGUGCAGGAUACUAUCCAUCUUCUGUGCUUCUCUGAAAAGUUCUUUGAAUGUCCCGUUACUUUUGUUACACAGUGUAUAUUUUGAAUAAGGAG